AUGGGGAAGCUGAUCUCUAAAGGCUGGCACAGAAGAGAUGCCCGAGUUGUCAUGCUGGGACUCGACUUUGCCGGCAAAUCCACCCUUCUGUACAAACUGAAGAGCGGCCAGGCUGUGGAGACCUGCCCGACGGGGGGCUUCAAUGUGGAGUCUCUGCAAACGCCCUGUGGCCUUUCCUUCACCCUUUGGGACGUUGGCGGACAAGGCAGCCUGCGGGCAAGCUGGCCUGACUACCUGGAUGAUACCAACACCCUCAUCUUCGUGCUCGACAGCACAGACACAGCCCGGCUGCCCGCAGCAGCCGCAGCACUGGCGGAAGCCCUGAGCCACCCUGGCAUGGCUGGUGUCCCCGUCCUCCUCCUGGCCAACAAGCAGGAGGUGCCAGGAGCAAUGGCUCCUGCUGAGCUGGAAGUGAGGCUGCGGCAGGGGCGACUGGCGGGGCACCGGUGGGUGCUCCAAGGGUGCAGUGCCCACAGCGGCCAGGGCCUGCAGGAAGCCCUGGCCAUCCUGGGGGAGCUGCUGCGGGGUCUGAAGCAGAGCUCCCCAUCCCAAGAGCAGCCUCUCACGGGGCCAGCAGGGAGGAGGCAAGCUCCAGAGGAGACCUGA
Apaloderma vittatum (bar-tailed trogon) is the source of this 606-nucleotide messenger RNA. It is a transcript of the gene ARL11, whose product is annotated as ADP-ribosylation factor-like 11. The coding region runs from base 1 to 606 and encodes 201 amino acids. Gene Ontology annotation, molecular function: GTP binding; GTPase activity. Gene Ontology annotation, biological process: vesicle-mediated transport; intracellular protein transport. The transcript has 2 exons. The record is from RefSeq and is a predicted model, not a curated record. NCBI's taxonomy places the organism in Eukaryota, Metazoa, Chordata, Aves, Trogoniformes, Trogonidae. Gene Ontology annotation, cellular component: cytoplasm.